UAGGAGUGGUGGAAUGCCAGGCUCCUGUCCUGUGGCCUAGGGGCCUGGGGCAUCAUUGGGCCUGCCUUCAGACUGAGGUUGCUCUAUGUUCUCACUGCCUGAGGACAGUGUCCCGCCACCACCUGCCUUCCUUAGGGCCACACUCAGGCUCGGCUUCUCUUCCCCAGCUGUGGCUUCCCAUGGUACCCUGCUGCUUAUGCCACCUGUGGGGCUGUUCCCCUCCUCAGAGAGGGGAAUGGGGCUGGUCAGAGGACCCAGGGAUCACCCUUCCUUUUACUUUUUCCCCCCACCCCCCUGUCAGGCUCAGGUGAGAAGCCGAGGCCAGGCUGUCCAAAGCUCUUUUCAUGUGUAACAGUUCUGAGUCCCUUGACCUCCCCCCUUGGCCUGACUCUGGUCUCGGUUCCACUAAGACAGAGUCCUGUCAUCUUUCCCUACCAUCCCCCACUGGACUGUCUCUCUCAGAAACCCCAGGCAGCCUUGCCUCCUGACCUAACUCCUGGAGAUGCUGGUGUUCUUGGGAGGAAUUUCUCCUGCAUCUUACAUGCUAGAAGCCCCUGGGGCAGGAGGUAGGGGGAGGAAUUGAGAAGAGGAAAAACAUGAAGUAGACACCUAGAGAAGAAGGAUGUGACUUGUAGUAUCCUGUGUCUAAAUUAGGAAUAUGAAUCUGGUUUUUCUACAAGAAGUUUGAGAUCACAGCUGACUGUGUUCCUAAUGCAUCCACCAAACCCAGUUCCAUCUGUGAGCCUCCCUGGCUCUGUCACCAGCCGUUGCACCCUCCCAAUCACAGGAGUCACAAACCUCAGACAUGCAGCUCCUGUCCACACUUAAUAUAUGCAUGCAUUGGAUCACCCAGUCCUGGUCUUUCUGCCUCCAUGGAUAACUGCAUGACCCUGAGAGAAAACCUCCUUAGAUUUAGCAUCCUAGGUUCCUCACACGCCUCACCCUGAAUCCUGGCCCUCCCGCAGCCCCAGCGCCAUUUGUCCCAUCAGUGACCAGAUUCAUAUUCUGGUGUAGACUCUGUUGCCGGAGCCAGUGUUGAGCCAGUCCGCCUCUUCCCCGGGAAGUGCCUGCCCUUCCCUCCUGUUAGGGUUGGCUCUCGAGCUUGUGUGCCAGUUCCUGGGUUGGCCGUGAGAGUUCUACAGACAAGGGGGAAGUGCUCUCGGUGUAUUUCCUGUGGUGGGUUCACACGCAGCUAGACACAGCUAACUUGAGUCUUGGAGCUCCUAGAGGGGAGCUUCUGGAAAGGAAGGCUCUUCAGGACCUCUUAGGAGCCAGGUAGGAGUCUGGGACUACUAGUGAACCUAGACCUGUGGCUCUGGCCAGAGGGGCUAGGAUGAGAGACAGAGGGUGUGAUGGUGGGUGCUGGGAGAUGUAGCCGACCUUGGGGCUGGUGGCUGGGGGAGUGGGUAGCCUGGGAAAGGCUAGGAUGUGGACGGGCUGGUAUGGCAUUGAGCCUGAAGUGGUCCAACUUGGGGUUCCCCAGUGCCUAGGAAAGUUGUCCCCUUGAAUGUCAGUGUGAAGGUGAAGGAGGAAGCAGAUGCCUGUUCAUACGGAAACAAAGACCUGGCUGUGAAGAGGGGAGGCGGACACCAAAGUCCUGACACUUGGGCGGGACAGAAUUGAUCUGUGAGAGACUCUCAUCUAGUUCACACCCUAGGUGAUCCCGGGGGUGGCAUGGGAGUAGAUUAGAGAUCCCAGUCUGGUAUCCUCUGGAGAGUAGGAGUCCCAGGAGCUGAAGGUUUCUGGCCACUGAACUUUGGCUAAAGCAGAGGUGUCACAGCUGCUCAAGAUUCCCUGGUUAAAAAGUGAAAGUGAAAUAGAGGGUCGGGGCAUUGCUUUCCCAGAAGGAUUGCUCGGCAUCCUGCCCUUCCCAGAAGCAGCUCUGGUGCUGGAGAGAGCACUACCUCCCUGUGUGACUGGGUGAGUCCAUAUUCUCUCUUUGGGUCUCAAUUUUGCCUUCCCUAAUGAAGGGGUAAGAUUGGACUAGGUAAGCAUCUUACAAUCAUUUGUGGUCAUGAGAGCUGGGGUGGGGAAGGAUUGUCACUUGACCCCCCAGCUCUGAUCUAAGUGCUGAAAGAGCUCCAGGCUAUGCUACGGGAGGAGAAGCCAGCUACUGAGGAAAAGCCAGCUACUGAGAAAAAGCGGGAGUGGUUUACCAUUCUCCUCCCCCACCUUUCACCAGAGAAGAGGACGUUGUCACAGAUAAAGAGCCAGGCUCACCAGCUCCUGACGCAUGCAUCAUGACCAUGAGACACAACUGGACACCAGACCUCAGCCCUUUGUGGGUCCUGCUCCUCUGUGCCCACGUCGUCACUCUCCUGGUCAGAGCCACACCUGUCUCGCAGACCACCAAAGCUGCCACUGCCUCAGUUAGAAGCACAAAGGACCCCUGCCCCUCCCAGCCCCCAGUGUUCCCAGCAGCUAAGCAGUGUCCAGCAUUGGAAGUGACCUGGCCAGAGGUGGAAGUGCCACUGAAUGGAACGCUGAGCUUAUCCUGUGUGGCCUGCAGCCGCUUCCCCAACUUCAGCAUCCUCUACUGGCUGGGCAAUGGUUCCUUCAUUGAGCACCUCCCAGGCCGACUGUGGGAGGGGAGCACCAGCCGGGAACGUGGGAGCACAGGUACGCAGCUGUGCAAGGCCUUGGUGCUGGAGCAGCUGACCCCUGCCCUGCACAGCACCAACUUCUCCUGUGUGCUCGUGGACCCUGAACAGGUUGUCCAGCGUCACGUCGUCCUGGCCCAGCUCUGGGUGAGGAGCCCAAGGAGAGGCCUCCAGGAACAGGAGGAGCUCUGCUUCCAUAUGUGGGGAGGAAAGGGUGGGCUCUGCCAGAGCAGCCUGUGAACUAAUGCCCAGCAUUCCUCAAGGUCAGCUAGACAAAAAGGAACUUAGGUCUUGGGCAGAGGAGGUGUAGCCUGGGGCAAAGUGAUGAGAUGUCCCUCCUUUCCUUGGCCUGAUCCUUGUCUGCCUUCACUUCCCUAGGCUGGGCUGAGGGCAACCUUGCCCCCCACCCAAGAAGCCCUGCCCUCCAGUCACAGCAGCCCACAGCAGCAGGGUUAAGACUCAGCACAGGGCCAGCAGCAGCACAAGCUUGACCAGAGCUUGGGUCCUACCUGUCUGCCUGGAGUGAACAGUCCCUGACUGCCUACAGGCUGCGUGGAUGAGCAACACACCCCCUCCUUCUCUGCUUUGGGUCCCUUCUCUCACCAAAUUCAAACUCCAUUCCCACCUACCUAGAAAAUCACAGCCUCCUUAUAAUGCCUCCUCCUCCUGCCAUUCUCUCUCCAUCUAUCCAUUAGCCUUCCUAACGUCCUACUCCUCACACUGCUCUACUGCUCAGAAACCACCAAGACUGUUGAUGCCUUAGCCUUGCACUCCAGGGCCCUACCUGCAUUUCCCACAUGACUUUCCAGACGCCUCCCAACUAUUCUUGCUUUUCCCAGACAGCUCCCACUCCUAUGUCUCUGCUCAUUUAGUCCCGUCUUCCUCACCGCCCCAGCAGGGGAACGCUCAAGCCUGGUUGAAAUGCCACCUCUUCAAUGAAGUCAUCCUCUUUCAGCUCUGGCCACAUUCUGCAGACUUCCUAUCUUCGUGCUGUAUGUUUUUUUUUUUUUUUUUUCCCCUUCACUCUAAUGGACUGUUCCAGGGAAGGGAUGGGGGCAGCAGCUGCUUCGGAUCCACACUGUAUCUGUGUCAUCCCCACGUGGGUCCUCAUAAAGGAUUAUUCAAUGGA
Messenger RNA from Pan troglodytes (chimpanzee), 3729 nucleotides. It is a transcript of the gene IL18BP, whose product is annotated as interleukin 18 binding protein. The transcript has 4 exons. The record is from RefSeq and is a predicted model, not a curated record. NCBI's taxonomy places the organism in Eukaryota, Metazoa, Chordata, Mammalia, Primates, Hominidae. Gene Ontology annotation, molecular function: interleukin-18 binding. The coding region runs from base 2241 to 2840 and encodes 199 amino acids. Gene Ontology annotation, biological process: T-helper 1 type immune response.